Salpingoeca rosetta is the source of this 736-nucleotide messenger RNA. RefSeq lists its product as uncharacterized. Gene Ontology annotation, molecular function: ubiquitin-like protein transferase activity. The record is from RefSeq and is a predicted model, not a curated record. The transcript has 2 exons. The coding region runs from base 16 to 525 and encodes 169 amino acids. Lineage: Eukaryota; Choanoflagellata; Craspedida; Salpingoecidae.
CUUUGCGUUGCUUCCAUGUCGCGCGUUUGCUUGCUUGUGGCGAGUAAACAAGAAGCAACGAAGCAAAAGAUGAAGCAAGCAGCACAGUCCACCCACCAAACACGGAACACGAUGAGUGGUGGCUGCAUCACGUUGGACGCGUUUGUGGAGCAAGGGCAGGCGUUGGCUCGAGACGAUCCAGCCUACACGUGGCGCACCGUCAAGGAGCACCCACUGUUACAGCAUCCAUGCUGGCAAGUGCACCCGUGCAAGACCAAGGACGUCCUGGCACAAGUCUGCGCCUCCCCGCCAAACGCCACCGCUGAUGAUGAUGAUGAUGAUGACGACGGUGCUGACGCUGACGUGCUUGCAGGUGACGACCCGGGAGAGGAUGAUGCAGAAGCGACUCUUGCUGCCGACCACAGCACACAGCAACGCGAGCAGCCUUCGAGGCAGCAUUCAUACCUGGAGGCGUUCAUCUCAACCAUUGGCCGCUUGGUUGGCAUGCCUCAGCCGCAGCCGCAGCGCCACCGCCCACCCGCAUAGCAGCGCAUGUGUUGGUGUGUGCGCGCGCGCGUGUGUGUCUCGUGUAAUGGAUGUGUACAUAUCACGAUCACGACCAUACAACAACAACAACAACAACAACAGCGACGACGACGACGACGACGACCACCACCACCACCACCCUCAUCACUAUCAUCACUAUCAUCAAGCGAACACGAAAUAAACGAAGCUCCAUGUGGACACGGAUAACCCA